Molecule: messenger RNA, 1104 nt
Organism: Jaminaea rosea
Lineage: Eukaryota; Fungi; Basidiomycota; Exobasidiomycetes; Microstromatales
Product: kinase-like protein
Exons: 3
Coding region: 1-1104 (367 amino acids)
Biological process (GO): peptidyl-serine phosphorylation; signal transduction; endocytosis
Cellular component (GO): cytoplasm; nucleus
Molecular function (GO): protein serine/threonine kinase activity; ATP binding
Source: RefSeq, a predicted model, not a curated record
AUGGAUCUUCGAUACCGCAUCGGCAAGAAGAUUGGCUCUGGGUCCUUCGGCGACAUCUACCUCGGCAUUAAUAUCAUCUCUGGCGAAGAGGUAGCCAUCAAGCUCGAGUCUAUCAAGGCUAAGCACCCGCAGCUCGAGUACGAGGCAAAGGUCUACAAGACGCUCGCAGGCGGCGUCGGUGUCCCCUUUGUCCGAUGGUACGGCCAGGAAUGCGACUACAAUGCCAUGGUCAUCGACCUCCUUGGUCCAUCCCUCGAGGACCUCUUCAACUUCUGCAACCGCAAGUUCUCCCUCAAGACUGUGCUGCUCCUUGCCGACCAGAUGAUCUCACGCAUCGAGUACAUUCACUCGCGCAACUUCAUCCAUCGCGACAUCAAGCCUGACAACUUCCUCAUGGGCAUUGGCAAGAGGGGAAACCAGGUCAAUGUCAUCGACUUUGGACUCGCCAAGAAGUACCGCGACCCCAAGACGCACCUUCACAUCCCUUACAGAGAGAACAAGAACCUCACUGGUACUGCCCGCUACACGUCGAUUAACACCCACUUGGGCGUUGAGCAGUCCCGACGAGACGACCUCGAGUCGCUAGGCUAUGUCCUUAUGUACUUCCUUCGCGGCUCGUUGCCCUGGCAGGGACUCAAAGCGGCGACGAAGAAGCAAAAGUACGACCGCAUCAUGGAGAAGAAGAUGACGACGCCCACCGAGCUCCUCUGCCGUGGCUUCCCCUCGGAGAUGGCAAUCUACCUCAACUGCUGUCGCUCACUCCGCUUCGACGACAAGCCAGACUACUCGUACCUCCGCAAGCUCUUCCGCGACCUCUUUGUUCGUGAGGGAUUCCAGUACGACUACGUCUUUGACUGGAGUGUUCAGCAGCGUGCCACUGAGGAGGCAAAGGCAGAAGCCGCAAAGCAGGUUGCUCAGCAGUUGCCCAGGCGCAAAGUGCUGCCUCAGGGUGAGGAGGAGGGCGGUGCGCAGACGCCCAUGGAGUCGGCUCGCGCUGUCCACGGCUCGCGCACGGCUGCUGCUGCUCAGCCUAAUGCCGCCUAUCAAGGUCAGUCGUCCCGCACGACUCGCCGUGACGACCAGCAAGCCCAGCAGUGGUACUGA